AUGCUGGAGCCUGCGCUGACGCACGACGAAGAUCAUCGUGCUUUCAGGUCUGUGCGGGAUGAGGGCGGAACCUUUCUGGAAGUCAAGUCCGAAACUGCAUCGGCAGACGAGUUGGAUGCUGGCUAUGAGGAUGGCCUUUGCGACAUCUGCAUCUGGGCGGUGGCGCACAUUGCAGCGCAGUGCUGCGAUGCGGGGAGCUCUCCAUGGGAGAUCAGCUGCGAUCCGCACAAGCCCUCAUGCGAGAACAACGUCACCUACUCGCUCAUGCGGAGGAUAGCGCACACGCGGGAGAAGAAUCGGAAGAACCCCUGCUGGCAGGGCUCCCUAUUCUGCAGCGGGAGACGCGAGAUGUGGGACCGUGUUUGGAGCGACCUCACCGGGCUCGGCAACAUCCUUCAUGACUGGCAGAGGAUACGGCCCAUGAAGCCUAACGAAGCCCUGGCGGCAUUCGAGAUUUGCAGGCUGGACGUCUCGGAGACUUACGAUUGCGUAGGCGACGUGGAUGUGGAGGACGUUCAUCAAGGAAAGCUUCAGCAGCGCGACUUGCCCAAUAGCGACGUGAAGCUUCAGAAGCACAGGAAGAAGGUCUGCAAGGGUGCCAAGCUUUCCAAGAAGGACCUCUUCAAAGGCUGCCCUUUCGAAGACAAGCGGUGUUUGAAGACAACGAAACACUGGCGCACCAAGAGGCUUUGUUCUGGACUUUACCGCCCCAAAGGUGAGCACAUCACUGCUGAGUCGGUUAAGGCAUACAAUUACGACGGAGAAGAGGAAGAGGAAGACGAAGAUGAGGAUGACGAUGACAGCCCCAAGGAUGUCUCCCCCGAGGAAGCACAGAAGGAGGUGGUCAAGUUCGAGGCUGACGAGGAUUUGGGUUUCCCCGAGCUGGAGAUCACCUGGGAUGAAGCGUCCAAGGGUUGGACUGCUGCCAAUGGGAAGUUCAACAAAGAGAACAAUGACUGCCUGGCGGCGCUGGGGGAGGAGCCUAAUAUUGCGCAGUUCUUGGGCAACGGCACCAGCCAGAAGUUGGUGAAGGAGAUGUGCAUCUUCCUCCACCAGCUGGGAGAGUCCGACACAGAUGGCUCCUGGUUCCUGGAGAACGUCCCUGAGAAUGUGCGCGGAAUGCUACGGAAGGUCUACAGUGGUGCUUCCUUAUCUGGAUUCCUCUUCAAGUCGCUCCUGACUAUGCAGGACGAGCUUCAGAACGUCGGCUUUGGCUCCCAUUUGGUGAAGAAGGUGAACAAGGUCACCAGCAAGUAUGACCAGAAGGGUGUCAUGGCUUAUGAGACAAGGAACAUGGACAAGAAGAUUCAUUACAUCCGCCACUUCGUGCACAGCUACAAGGUGGAUUUGGAGACUGUGGAGGGGCUACAGGGCUGCGAGGAUCAGGCUGUCCCUCCCGACACUCCCGAGGAAUCCUGCAUCAAGAAGGCUGCUGAGAUUUUCCCUACCUACAACCACUUCUUCUACCGUAAGCUGGCGCUGGGCAGUCGAAAGAUGAUUUGCUACAGUCAGGACGCCGACGAAUGCAGCACCAUUGAUGCUGACGCCCGUGCCACAAAGAGCUUGGUGUCUCCUGCGGAUGGUCGAGUGAUCGUCUUUCCAGACUUCGUGCCUGCCUCCACAGGCUUUUGGGUGAAAGGCGAGCAAUUCCUGCUGCAAAGCUUAGUUAAGUUCAAUCACGACAGCGAUUACAAGUACUACGAACAUGGAGUUGCUUUCAUUGUCCGGUUAGCGCCUCAAGACUACCAUCGCUUCCACUUCCCUGUGGAUGGUAAAAUCAACAGCUUCGAGAACUAUCCGGGCAACUACUACUCGGUGAACCCAAUCGCGGUGCAGUCGACUGACCCCGUUUUCACGACCAACAAGCGAAUGCACGUCACCCUGGAUACUGGAGAGGACAACCUGGGCUGUGUGACCUACGUUUCUGUCGGCGCGACCAACGUUGGGUCUGUCAUGCACACGUCCUACGUAGGGCAGGACGUCCUGCGCGGAAUGGAGCAUGGCUACAUGGCCUUUGGCGGUUCCACUGUGCUCGUUUUCGUGCGCCGCGGUGUGCUCGACGUGGUGGAUCCCAUCAGGGACAUGAGUGCUGUCCCAGUGGAGACCAUCGUACACCUAGGAGAUGAGCUGGCAAAGCAGAAGGCCAAAGAGGACAAAGCUCGCUUACCUCCUUCCCCUAUGGCAACGAGCCCUUGCACGCGAUA
Molecule: messenger RNA, 2204 nt
Organism: Symbiodinium pilosum
Lineage: Eukaryota; Dinophyceae; Suessiales; Symbiodiniaceae
Source: the annotation of a GenBank genome assembly